UUCAAUGAAUGUUAUGCCAGUUGUAUGGGAGCGCGCGUUUCAAUCAUGCGUGUACGACGCGAAUCACGUGAAUGAAACCAUCAUAUUGUGCAAUAUUAGUGUCACUGUGGAUUUUUAAACGAAUAAGGGUAUUUUAGGGACUAAUUGUUAUCUUUUUAGUUAAAAAAGGCAGUAACAUGGUCCACGGAACGAUUCAAAUCGGGUUGGAGAAUAUUGUACGAGAUACAAAUACAGAUGAAAGUGCACGAAAGGAGAAUGGCACAGCUCAGAGAACGGGAAUUGUAUCGUAUGGCAUUGACGACGUACCGCCGUGGUACCUUUGUAUCUUCAUGGCUUUGCAGCACUACUUGACUAUGAUCGGCGCUAUAGUGGCGAUCCCCUUCAUCCUGUGUCCAGCGCUGUGCAUGCAGGAGACGGAUCCAGAUAGAUCUAAUAUUAUAUCCACAAUGAUAUUUGUUACAGGCCUCAUAACAUGGUUGCAAGCGACCUUCGGCUGCCGACUGCCCAUCGUCCAGGGCGGGACCAUUUCUUUCCUAGUGCCAACCUUGGCCAUCCUUGGACUGCCAGUGUGGCAGUGCCCUACCCCUGAAGCCUUGUCUGCUAUGACGGAUGCUGAGCGUCGAGCUGUAUGGACCAGCAGGAUGUGUGAGCUAUCUGGAGCAAUAGCUGUGUCGGCGUUAUUCCAGCUAUUUCUUGGUUACCUGGGCGUGAUCGGCUCCGUGCUUCGGUUUGUUACUCCCCUCACCAUCGCGCCCACGGUCGCCCUGGUCGGGCUGACGCUGUUCGACCACGCCGCCGAGGCUGCGUCCCAGCAGUGGGGCAUCGCUGCUGGGACAUUCACCCUGCUGACUAUAUUUUCGCAAUGUAUGGGUGAAAUUAAAGUGCCGACUCUAGCAUGGAAGAAGCAAAGAGGAUUGACUAUUAUAUGGUUUCCUCUAUUCAAGUUAUUUCCUGUUCUACUAACCAUUGUGAUAAUGUGGAUAAUAUGCGGCGUGCUGACUGCGACCGAUGUGUUUCCUCACGGCCACCCGGCCAGGACCGAUCUAAAAGUGAACAUCAUCGAGGACGCACCAUGGUUCCGGGUGCCAUAUCCAGGACAAUGGGGAAUGCCGACUGUAAGCGUGGCCGGCGUCCUGGGCAUGUUGGCCGGAGUCCUGGCUUGCACGGUGGAGUCUAUCAGCUACUACCCUACAACAGCUAGAAUGUGUGCUGCACCUCCUCCGCCUCUCCACGCCAUCAAUCGAGGUCUUGGCACCGAAGGUCUGGGCACAGUAUUGGCAGGACUCUGGGGUUCUGGUAACGGAACGAACACAUUUGGCGAGAAUGUUGGAGCGAUUGGUGUCACCAAGGUGGGAUCGAGACGCGUGGUGCAAUGGGCAGCCGGUCUGAUGGUGCUGCAGGGAGUGGUCGGUAAACUGGGCGCCGUGUUCAUCAUCAUACCUCAGCCCAUAGUCGGUGGACUGUUCUGCGUUAUGUUCGGCAUGAUUUCCGCUUUUGGCCUAUCAGCCCUGCAGUACGUGAACCUGAACAGCUCCAGGAACCUAUACAUCAUUGGGUUCAGCCUGUUCUUCCCGCUGGUGCUCACUCGGUGGAUGUCAGCGCACAGCGGGGUCAUUAACACGGGCGUUGAGGCCCUGGAUGCUGUGCUUCAAGUGUUGCUGUCAACUUCUAUACUGGUUGGAGGAGUGGUUGGGUGUCUGCUCGAUAACUUAAUACCUGGUACGGACGAGGAGCGCGGGCUGGCCGCAUGGGCGCAGCAGAUGGCUCUAGAGGCGGGCGGCGCCUCCGAGCACGGGGAUACCUACGACUUCCCUGUUGGCAUGAGUCUCAUACGCAGAUGGAAGUGGACAAGUUAUCUACCAUUCAUGCCAACAUACGAAACUGGCAAGUUUACUGCGCUAUUCCAAGGCAAGAAAGAGAGCUGAUGGCACCAGCUUGACAAACAGCGCUGGACUUUACCAGGGACAUACAGAAUUACAGUUUAGCCGAUUGAGUUAGAUAAUUGCAUUAAGUUAUAGAUAAAUCUAAAUUAAUAUUGUUACAAUAAAAACUAAAUACAAAAAUAAAAAUAAGUCGAUCGAAGUAAAAGUAUUUCAAAAAAUACAUGAGAGGUAUUGAUGAAAAAAUUUCUGUAUAUUUGUUCGCGCAAAACUAUUGGGUGCGCUUUCCACAGUUAUUUUCCUGAGUCAUGCACAUAACAGAGUGUACUAUUUCGCCCAUGAUACCCCCCAUGCGUUGCCAUUCCUGAGGACUCAGGUGUUAUUCCUGUGUACCCAGUAAAAUACUAAUCGUAAUUACGUCAUAUCCUACCCUUCAAACCGAAACACAGCCAUGCAAACACAACUGCUUCACGGUAGAAACACGAAUGGGACAGAGGUACCCAAGUAAUUGACUUAUGUACAAAAUCUCCCUCUGAUAAAUUUAGUAAAACACACAAAAAACAAGCUUAAUUGCAUGAUAUUGCAAAACCUAAUGUUUCGCAUCGAGCCUCGCGUGUAACUUCCGACAAUAGUGCUUUCGACGGCAACGUCGCAACCAAAACAAACGUUUUAUUGCAUUCCGGGAGGAGCGGAAAAGAAAGAAAGAAAGAAAAAGAAUAUAUUUCGUGACAUACAUAUAAACAUUACAACAGCUAACAAUAAAAGUAAUUUCUAGCAAAAAAAGCAGUAAAGAAAGGGAGGUAAAUAGUUUUAUUUGUAUACACAGAGAAAUAAUAAGAGCCUACUAGGAAUUAGAAAUGCAUACGGCAAGAAAAUAAACGAAAAUGCAUCGAAUAAAGUCGUAUCGACACCAUGUGACCGCUUGAUAAUUAAAAUAUGAUGUGUGGAAAUAUCAUAAAUACACACUGUUGUACACACAAACGACUACAUAAUAUUAAAGUAGAUAUAGUAGAUAGAUAGAUAGAUAGAUAAUUUAUUUACAUUACUUACAGCACACAAAUUACAAUAAAAAAAAACAUACACAUAAUAAAAGAGAUAAAAGAAUGAAAAUAAAAAAGCACAAUAAAAAAAAAAUAUAUAUAUAAAUUAACAAUCUCCUUUCUUUCCCUUCCUUCAUGCGUGUGCCAUAAUAACACAAAAUGGUCACAUCUCAGUUUAUUGCUUUGCCCUUAAAAGAGCAAAACACUGAUAUUCUGAUAUUUUGCUAUGGCCAAGAUAAGUAAGUACUUAAUAAUAAAUAACUACCGGUUUAACUUAUGUGUAAUUUGGUCGAAAAACUUCGACUAGUUUCGGGACCAUUAAGGAGUCUUAAUCUUGAGCGGCUGUGAUACGAGUGUGAGUUUAAAAAUAAAAUAUAAGGCAAAUAUUAGUCAGAAUUCAUGAUAAAUGUAAUUAAAUUGUCAUAAUACAAAAAGUGGAUUAAAUCUGUUUUGUUACUAAUAAUAAAUGUGUAGUUUAAUUAAUAAACGAAUAAAAAAAGCAGGAGAUUUUUAAUUUAACACUAUUUUUUGUAUGCUUGUUACCCAAUAUCUUCUAUAAUUCUGCGGCUUGGAUGGUUCUCCUUGCAAGCAAUAUUAUAAGUUAUCAAAUUUUACCAGAGAAAGACAUUGUAUUGUACGUGUGUCCCAUCUGUGUUUCAGUUGUGGAGUAGCUUGGCAUGGCACCGAAUGAGGCACUGAAUGAAUGGCAAUGAAAUUACAGGGUACAGAGGAAUAACACCAGAACUUAGGAAUGGGGGGGGGGGGAAGAGAUUAUUAGUAAUGACUUACUUUCAUCCUCACCUAUCAUCCUUCACUGGUAUCUCGCCAGUGUUUACCGUUAGCGUAGGUGGGGUUACUAUUCUAUUAUCAUCCAUUAAAAAAAAAAUCAUUAGGAACGGCAAAGCGUGAAGGUGAUACCCAUGGAAUUGCUCAUGUCUAUAGGCGACAGUUACCGCUUUCCAUAAGGUGGGCCGUCAGCUUGUUUGCCAUUCUAAAUAAUAUAAAAAAAGCUUUCUCUAUAAAAAUAAUUGUAAACUUUUGCUCCAGUCUUUAAUAUAUUAUUUUAUCGACUUCAAAUAAAUGUGUUCCACAAUAAA
Galleria mellonella (greater wax moth) is the source of this 4017-nucleotide messenger RNA. Its product is annotated as solute carrier family 23 member 2. Lineage: Eukaryota; Metazoa; Arthropoda; Insecta; Lepidoptera; Pyralidae. The record is from RefSeq and is a predicted model, not a curated record. The transcript is spliced from 14 exons. Gene Ontology annotation, cellular component: membrane. Bases 177 to 1925 code for a protein of 582 amino acids. Gene Ontology annotation, molecular function: transmembrane transporter activity. Gene Ontology annotation, biological process: transmembrane transport.